Molecule: messenger RNA, 3297 nt
Organism: Drosophila santomea
Lineage: Eukaryota; Metazoa; Arthropoda; Insecta; Diptera; Drosophilidae
Gene: Hsc70Cb
Product: heat shock 70 kDa protein 4
Exons: 7
Coding region: 308-2818 (836 amino acids)
Biological process (GO): protein folding
Cellular component (GO): nucleus; cytosol
Molecular function (GO): ATP binding; ATP-dependent protein folding chaperone
Source: RefSeq, a predicted model, not a curated record
UAACAUUAUGUAUCGAUCCUAUCGUUUGUGAUUAGGCCAGCUCUAUGGUGCAGACAAUUAGUAAAAAAAACGUGCGGUGUCGAGUUGAAGUUUUUGCGCUAUUACCGUGAAUCCAAAGGUGAUUGCUCAUUAUCAACUAAAACUAGCUGAAAAAACAAAGAAAACUCUGCGAUCGCGUUGUUCCGCCCCCUAAAAAAUAAAAAGAGAGAAGGAAAACAAGAGAAACCAGCAAACGCCCAAGAAGUGUGUCUGCUUUAAAUCAAUUUUAUUGGGAACAUCGGCCAGACGACAAGGAGUCGAGUAAAAAAUGUCCGUGAUUGGCAUCGAUUUUGGCAACGAGAGCUGCUAUGUGGCGGCAGCAAAAUCCGGCGGAAUUGAGACGCUGGCCAAUGACUACAGUCUCCGGGCCACGCCCUCCUUUGUGGCCUUCGAUGGCAAGAAGCGUAUCAUCGGCGUGGCCGCCAAGAACCAGCAGGUGACAAACAUGAAAAACACAGUUGGCGGAUUCAAGCGCCUGCUUGGCCGCAAAUUCAACGAUCCCCAUGUAAAACACGAACUCACGAGCAUUCCAGCGCGCGUGGAGGCGCGAGGCGACGGCAGCAUUGGCAUCAAGGUGAACUACCUUGGGGAGGAUCAGCAUUUCGGACCUGAGCAGCUGACUGCGAUGCUCUUCACCAAGCUGAAGGAGACGUCGGCGGCUGCCAUGCAGACGCAGGUUAACGACUGCGUCAUCGCCUGUCCCGUGUUCUUUACCAAUGCAGAGCGUAAGGCUCUCCUAGAUGCCGCCCAGAUCGCCGGACUAAACGUCCUGCGAUUGAUGAACGAAACGACGGCCACCGCGCUGGCCUACGGCUUCUACAAGAAUGACCUGUUUGAGGACAAGCCACGCAACGUGAUCUUUGUCGACUUUGGGCACUCGUCACUGCAGGCCAGUGCCUGUGCCUUCACCAAGGGCAAACUGAAGAUGCUGGCCAGCACCUGGGACCAGAUCGGUGGACGCGACAUUGACCUGGCUCUGGGCGAUUACUUCGCCAGGGAGUUCCAGGAUCGCUACAAGAUCAACGCCAAGACCAAUGCCCGUGCCAAUCUGCGCCUGCUCACCGAAAUCGAAAAGCUGAAGAAGCAGAUGUCCGCCAACAGCACCAAGCUGCCGUUGAACAUCGAGUGCUUCUUGGAUGAUAUCGAUGUCUCGUCGUCCAUGCAGCGUUCGCAGAUGGAGGAGCUGUGCGCCCCCGUUCUGCAGCGCGUCGAGCAGACGUUCAAGCGCUUGCUAGCCGAGUCUAAGUUGCAGCUGGACGACAUUCACUCCGUGGAGAUUGUUGGCGGAAGCUCACGCAUUCCAUCCGUGAAGCAGCUUAUUGAGCAGGUCUUUAACAAGCCGGCUAGCACCACUCUUAACCAGGACGAGGCUGUGUCUCGCGGUGCAGCCCUUCAGUGCGCCAUCAUGUCGCCAGCUGUACGCGUCCGAGAGUUUGGCGUCACUGACAUACAGAACUACGCCGUUAAGGUGCUGUGGGACAGUGAGGGCUCUGCUGCUCCGGGAGAGAUCGAGAUCUUCCCGCAAUACCAUGCUUCUCCGUUCAGCCGCCUGCUGACCAUCAACCGCAAGGGACCGUUCAACGUUUCAAUUGUUUACGGCCAGCAAGUGCCCUAUCCAGAUCAAACCAUUGGCGUAUGGAAGGUCAAGGAUGUAAAGCCGACGGAGCGCGGCGAGGGUCAGGAUGUGAAGCUGAAGGUGCGCAUCAACAACAAUGGCAUUGUGCUAAUCUCCUCCGCCACUUUGGUGGAAAAGAAGGAGGCGGAAGAGGCUGCCGCAGCUGCUGAGCAGGCUGCCAGUGAAGAAAAGCCAGGCGAGCCGACCAACAACGCUGGAGAGCCUGCGGAUGGUCAGCAAGAGGCAUAUUGUGAGAAUGAGGAUGAUAAUAAUACAUCAACAGCCUCAUCACCUGGCGGACAAGGGUGGGCACAGCGGGUCAAGGGCUGGUUUGGUUCGGGCUCUGAUAAAAAGAAGAAGGCUUCCAAAGCCACCGAAUUGCCGCUGGAGUGCACCACACACGGCUUCAGCCCCGUCGACCUGGGCAACUACACACAGCAGGAAUCGAAAAUGAUUGGCAACGAUCAGAAGGAAACGGAACGCAUUGACGCCAAAAAUGCCUUGGAGGAGUUCGUCUACGAUAUGCGCAAUAAGCUGCAGGGUGGCGCCUUGGAGCGAUUCGUGGUUGAGGCUGAGCGCGAGACUAUUGUGGCGCAGUUAAAUGAUCUCGAAAACUGGCUCUACGAGGAUGGCGAGGACUGCGAGCGUGAGAUCUAUACCAGCCGCCUGCAGGCCCUGCACCAGAAGACGGAUCCCAUCAAGGUGCGCGCGAGCGACUACGAGCAGGGACCAGCUGCAUUUGAUGAGCUGAAGAACAGCAUUGCCAUUGCACGUCUGGCAGUGGCCGAGUUCCGCAAGGGCGUGCCCAAGUACGAUCACCUCACGGAAACCGAGUUUAUCAACAUCUCGGAGACGGCGGACAAAGCGCAAUCGUGGCUGGAUGCAAAUCUGCCCAAGUUCUCACAGUCGCCGCGCACCGCUGACAGUCCCGUCCAGAUUUCUGCCGUGCGCCAAGAGGUGCAAACUCUAAACGCGUGCGUCAGUUCGGUGAUCAACAGGGCGAAACCGAAGCCAACUCCGGCCAAGACAGCAACACCGCCAAAGGACGAUGCGAACGCGGAACAGAACGGCGGCGAGCCAGCUGCCAACUCCGGCGACAAAAUGGAUGUGGAUAACAAUGCCCAGAGCGCGGCAGGAAACGAUCCCUCCAUGGAUGUGGAGUGAGCUUAUUAAGCUCAUUCAGAUAUCCGGUUGUUCCCGGCUAUCAGCGGUAUUGGCUAACGAUUAAUGAUAAUAAUAAUAACGAUAACUUAAACGGUAAACAUAUAUGAAUCAACGUUUGUAUAUGCACUUGCUUCAGGACUAGCAGAGAAUACAACAAAAUCAACACAACAAACAAAAUGCAACCAACCAACCUACAAGUGUAAGAAUAAUUUGAUUAAAUGCUUCUGCGGCCGCAGCUGGAUUCAAAAAUCAGAUGUAGGAAUGUGGACGAGAGUGCUAGAAAAGGAUACAACUGGUGAGGAUGGAAACCUACACAUCUGCUGCUGCCGUGUUGAUGAUGCAAAACGAAACAGAAACAAACAACAACCCUAAACCAAUUUCUAAUCGACCAUUUUUCAUAUAUUUGAAUAACAAAAUCAACAAAGCGACACUAAAUGAAUGGAAUUAAAAUAAUCAAAUAAAAACAAUGAUAAUUCCAA